UAUUUCUUGCUGACAGGACUCACGUUUGGUUCACCGUCACUGCCAGAAGCGGCUUGUUCCCGAGUCGCUGGGCGUUUGGAUUAACUCGACCCCCUGCAGCGGCGUUUCUCGCCGUCAUUGUGCUGCAUUUGCCGCGUUUGUGCUUUCAUUUAAUCCCGUUUUAACCGCUCUGCUCGUCAGUGUGUUGAACAGUCGUAGAGCAGCGCUGAGCUGAGCUGCUGAAGCAGGAGCAGAAGCGGGGGGGGGUAAUGAGAGGAACUCAGCCCAUAGCAGCCUCCAAUGCAGCGUGUCCCGGGAUGAUGUCUCUGUCCACGGACUUUCCAGCGUCUUCGCCCUCCGGUAGAGCCUCAUUAUCUACCAGAGCUGCAGUGGAUGGCCCUGGCUCUCCUGCUGCCCACUGUGGACGGGACGGUGUCUGUUCCACGCCUCAAGACAAACCAGUACUCGCUCCACCGUUGUUCAUCUUUCAGAGGAUAACCGCUCCAGGGAAGAGGAGAGCCGAGGAAGAAGGAAAUGGAGCUGGAGUAAACAAACGCGUCAGAUCCAUCACCUAUCCCUCCUUGCUCAGUCGGACAAGAAAAGGCCCCUAUGACAGCGUUAGACGAGUGCGAUCAACUUCUCUAUCCUUCCCACCACCUUUACCUGUCUCAAGGUCGAACAUGUUUAUGCCUUCAAACUUGAACAACAUGAACAAGGUCUCCACUGCUGCAGCGUCUCCUCAAGUUAAGAUGAAGCAGAUGUUAUUAAGGCCGUCUCUCCUGGUAGCUCCUGGGCCCUGGGGCAACCAUGACGUGCCUCAUCUCAGACAGGUUACGCUUAACACAGACGAGGAAAUCUCCAGAGUUACUAUAGACUUCCCACCCUCAACCGACACACUGGAGCAGCGGACACUACCCCAGGACAGCAGAAGCCUCCUGGAAACAGAUUCAGCCAUCACCAGCCACAUCCAGUUUGUGUUUGGGGAGAAUAUGAGUGAGAGGGUUCUGAGUCCACAGAAGAGUCUGUGCAGUGAGGACAUGUCUGAUACGGACUGCAGCUCUUCUGACUCAGAUUCGUCCAGUUCAGAGGCCUCUAAUACGAUGACUGUCCGAAGUUCGCUGUGGGAGUCGGCUGCAGCUUACACUGCCGCAUGCAAGAGGCGCUGCUUACUCAAGCGAGUCCGGGUCUUCACCGGAGAGGAGAAUGAGAGCAACGUUGUCCAGCUGACGUGUAAGCUGUUUGUUUUGGAGAGGGGAACACAGUCGUGGAGUGAGAGGGGGAGAGGGGUGUUACGACUAAAUGACUUGGAAACUGGAGCUAAAGGCUGCUUGCAGUCGAGAAUGGUGAUGAGGCACCAGGGAAGUCUGAAAGUGAUCCUGAACACCAAGCUGUACCCACACACACACCUGCGGCGGCCGGCGCGGAGGAACCUGCAGGUGACAGCCACGGAUUUGGAGAGCCACUCUGUGCGGGUGUUCCUGAUCCAGGCCAGCGCGCGAGACAUCGCUCGGUUGUACGUGGCCAUCCACCACAGACUGGUGGCCCUACGCUGCAGCCCCUCCAGCCUGACCGGGGAGAGCGCGGUGUUCCGGGACAGAGAGGGACACCGCAGCAGUGAGGAGGACGAGGACGAAGAUGAAGAGAAGGCUGAGGAGGACACAGACUUUUACACUCACACGAUGUCUGGGACUUGUAAUUGGAGGCACGGUCAUUCCAGGUUCUGUUCAUGAACACCCCACCGCCCUGGUGCCUCAGGACGACUCCCAUCCUGCCUUUGCUCUCUGCCAUUCCAGAGCAUCGGUGAACCCUAACCCUCUGUGUUCAGUCACAGAGCUGAAGACCGGCACAGGGACUUAGAACAACACUGAGGCAGCUGUUGGAGAGCAGCCUGUAAAGUGUAUCUGCAGUAUUAACCCCAAAAAUUUGCCAAAGAACAAAAUGACUUCAUAUCAUGCUGUGAGAACUUCUCUUUCUCCAGCUGGAGGGACAAUAAAGGAGGGGCUUCAAG
This is a messenger RNA of Pygocentrus nattereri (red-bellied piranha), 1987 nucleotides long. RefSeq names its product ran-binding protein 3-like. NCBI's taxonomy places the organism in Eukaryota, Metazoa, Chordata, Actinopteri, Characiformes, Serrasalmidae. Gene Ontology annotation, cellular component: nuclear pore; cytoplasm. The record is from RefSeq and is a predicted model, not a curated record. Gene Ontology annotation, biological process: protein export from nucleus. The coding region runs from base 249 to 1709 and encodes 486 amino acids. The transcript has 14 exons. Gene Ontology annotation, molecular function: GTPase activator activity.